CUAUUUUCAUCUCAUAAAUAAGUGUGACUCUUCUCUCUUCUCUGCUCUGCUUCACAAACAGUGAGCUCCAAUCUCCGAGUUCUCAUGAAGCUCAAUUUGGGAUGUCCGAAUCUUCUGCUUUCCCUUCUCCUUCUUGCCACCACUUCAGUCUUCAUCUUCCUCCCACAAAUGGCUUUCGCUGCCACACCCAAGUUCAGCAUCGAUGAAGUGAAGGCAUUGAAGGAGAUAGGGAAGAAGCUGGGGAAGAAGGAGGGGGACUUUGGGGUAGAUCCCUGCAGCGGAAGAGGUAGAUGGAAUGUGUCAGAUGAUUGGAAAGGCUUUGCAAGCUCUGUCAUCUGUGAUUGCUCCUUCAACAACAACUCAUCUUGUUAUGUUGUACGCAUAUUUUUGAAGGCUCAGAAUCUUUCUGGUAUUCUUCCACCAGAGUUUUCAAAGCUUCAGCAUAUCAAGAGAUUGGACCUUAGUCGUAACAUCUUGAGUUCUGUACCUCAGCAAUGGGCUACCAUGCACUUGGAUGAGCUUUAUUGUCAAUGAAUAUGCAACUCUCUUAUGGGGAACAAGUUAUCAGGUCCUUUUCCUAAAGUUCUCACCGAUAUCACAACCCUCAGAAACCUGAGUAUUGAAGGAAAUCUAUUUUCAGGCCCCCUUCCUCCAGAGAUUGGAAAGUUUGUCAACUUAGAAAAAAUCAUUCUGUCAUCAAAUGCAUUCACAGGAGAAUUGCCGGUGGGGCUUUCAAAGUUGACCAAGUUGAUUGAUUUGAGGAUUAGUGACAAUAUUUUCUCUGGGAGGAUACCAGAUUUCAUUAGCAAAUUGACGUCGAUUGAAAAGCUGCAUAUUGAGGGUUGCUCACUUGAGGGACCCAUCCCUUCCAGCAUUUCUGCCUUGAGAAGAUUAAGUGAUUUGAGGAUAACUGACCUGAAAGGUAGAGGCUCAUCUUUCCCAUCAUUGGGUCACAUGAAAUCAAUAAGGACCCUCAUACUGAGGAAAUGCUUAAUUAAAGGAGAGAUCCCCGAGUACACUGGGAAAAUGAACAAACUGAAAGUCUUAGACUUGAGUUUCAAUGAGUUGACUGGAAGGAUACCUGCCUCUUUUGCCCAAUUCGAUAAAGCAGACUUCAUGUACCUCACUGGGAACAAACUAACAGGGACUAUACCUAGCUGGGUUCUUGGAAAAAAUACAAAUGUUGAUGUUUCUGACAAUAACUUUAGCUGGGAGAGCUCAAGUCCGGUUGAAUGUCCAAGAGGGACUGUAAAUUUAGUGGAGAGCUACUCUUUUUCUGUGGAUAAACAAAAAAAUGUUCACGCAUGCUUGAAAAAGGACUUUCCAUGCUCUGAUUCAGACAGCCAAUAUUACUCCUUGCACAUUAAUUGUGGUGGAAAGGAAGCAAAUAUCAAUGGUACUAUUUAUGAAAGGGACAAAGAACAAAGAGGCGCUUCAAUGUUUUACUCUGGUCGGAAUUGGGCUCUCAGCAGCACUGGGAACUUCAUGGACAAUGAUAUUGAAUCUGAUCCCUAUAUUGUGACCAACACAUCCAAACUUCUGUGUGUUUCUGCUCCCAGUUCAGAACUGUACACGACAGCUCGUUUGUCUCCCCUUUCUCUCACAUACUAUGGACUCUGUCUAAUGAAUGGAAACUACACUAUUAAGCUCCACUUUGCAGAGAUUAUUUUUAUCAACUGCAGAUCAUUUUACAGUCUUGGGAGGCGUGUAUUCAAUGUCUACAUCCAGGGGAAGUUGGUCCUAAAGGACUUCAAUAUUGAGAAAGAAGCUGGUGGGACUGGAAAGCCAAUUGUGAAGGUAUUCAACGCUACAGUCACAAAACAUACUUUGAAAAUUCACUUUUACUACGCUGGAAAGGGGACAACUGGCAUACCCACAAGAGGAAUUUAUGGACCUCUGAUAUCCGCCAUAUCAGUAGAUCCUAAUUUUACCCCUCCAUCACCGGGGAUUGGAAAGAGAACGUUUAUUAUAGUGGCAUUUGCCAUAUUAGCUGCUCUCCUGCUUCUUCUUCUGAUGCUCCUAGGUAUCAUGAGGUGGGAGGGCUGGCUAGGAGGCAAAGGCUCCGUGUAUAAAGAGCUCAGAGGUAUAGAUCUGCAGACAGGAUUAUUCACAUUAAGACAAAUCAAAACAGCAACCAAAAACUUCGAUGCUGCUAACAAAAUUGGAGAAGGCGGCUUUGGUUCUGUUUUCAAGGGUCUACUAUCCGAUGGCACUGUGAUUGCAGUGAAGCAACUUUCCUCAAAAUCUAAGCAAGGAAACCGUGAGUUUGUGAAUGAGAUAGGAAUGAUAUCUGGACUUCAACAUCCCAAUCUUGUAAAGCUUUAUGGAUGUUGUGCGGAAGGGAACCAGUUGAUACUGAUAUAUGAGUAUAUGGAAAACAACUGUUUAUCACGUGCACUUUUUGGAAAAGACCCGGCCUGCAAAGCAAAACUGGACUGGACGACCAGGAAGAAAAUUUGCCUUGGUAUAGCUAGAGCUUUGGCUUAUCUGCAUGAAGAGUCCAGAAUAAAAAUCAUACAUAGGGAUAUAAAGACUAGUAAUGUGUUGCUAGAUAAAGAUUUUAAUGCUAAGGUUUCAGAUUUUGGUUUGGCAAAACUUAAUGAAGAUGAUAAUACCCAUAUCAGCACUCGAGUCGCAGGAACCAUUGGUUACAUGGCUCCUGAAUAUGCAAUGUGUGGCUAUUUAACUGACAAAGCAUAUGUUUAUAGUUUUGGGGUUGUUAUAUUGGAAACUAUUAGUGGAAAGAGCAAUACAAAUUACAGACCAAAUGAAGAAUUCGUUUACCUUCUUGAUUGGGCAUAUGUUUUGCAAGAGAGAGGAAAUCUACUGGAGCUGAUUGAUCCAGACUUGGCAUCAGACUAUUCAACUGAGGAGGCCAUGGUUAUGCUAAAUGUGGCUCUCUUGUGUACCAAUGCAUCCCCCACGCUCAGGCCAAAAAUGUCCCAAGUUGUGAGCAUGCUUGAAGGCCAAACAGAUAUUCAGGAUUUGCUUUCUGACCCUGGAUACUCUGCAAGUAGUUCCAAGCACAGGUCCAUACGAAAUCAUUUCUGGCAGAACCCAGAUACUGAUUCCUCUAGUUCAUAUCUUGGGACUGAGGAAAGCUACCGUCUUGUACAAGUUAACUCAUAUAUCAGGUAAGUGAGAGAGUCCUACAAUUUCGUUUACAUAGUAACCAGUGUGAUCCUUGAUGUGAUUUUGUUAUAUUUUUGUAACCAUCUAAUCCUCCCCCAAAGAAAACGGAGGAUAUUAGAAAUGUGUAAGUUUUUCUAAACAAUGCCACAGCAUGGCAUAGGAUUGUUCUAAGGCAGUUACAUAUUCUAUUAACAAACAAGUGAAUGUUGACCAUAAAAAAUUGUAACUUUAA
This is a messenger RNA of Prosopis cineraria, 3364 nucleotides long. RefSeq names its product probable LRR receptor-like serine/threonine-protein kinase At1g07650. NCBI's taxonomy places the organism in Eukaryota, Viridiplantae, Streptophyta, Magnoliopsida, Fabales, Fabaceae. The record is from RefSeq and is a predicted model, not a curated record. Gene Ontology annotation, biological process: protein phosphorylation. Gene Ontology annotation, molecular function: ATP binding; protein binding; protein kinase activity.